AUGGACACAAGCCGGAGAAAGGCAAAAGCCUGUGAUGGCUGCCGGUUCCGCAAAGUCAAGUGCCAUGGUUCGUGGCCUUGCACGCAGUGCGCCCACCUAAAUCUCGCAUGCACCUUCUCGACUCCUCCAACAAGCCGACGCGGACGUGGGCGUCGUGGCUGGCUUGUCGCCCAGCUGCGAGGAGAGAGGAAGGGUGACGAUGGGGCCGAAUGUCAGCCUCGACCUCAUAGCCCUCAGGCCGGAUCGCGGUCUAAGCCGUCACAGCCCACGACUUGCUCUUUCUUCCUUGGCUUGCUUCCACAAUAUGCCGAGUUUGUAUACCCACUGAAUCCGAUAAUAUCGCCUCUGGAGAUGGAAGAAGCCAUCGGAAAUAUGGAUCAAAGUAGCGAAGAUACCGCCCUUGUUCAUGCCUUUGCAGCUAUAACCAUCAACCGGAUGCGGUCAUCGUGGGCUCUUCACAAGGGCGUUGCUGUGCAAAUGACCGAAUUUGUCCGGUGCAGCACCAGAGCCCACCGAACAUACGAACUCGAUUGGGAUGAUGAAAAAGAUGAUGGUAUCCUUAAGCCAUUGCCUGUGACCGCAAAACGCAUUCUUACCUGUGUGUUCUUGAGUGUCUGCACACUGACACUAGGAAGGGUCGACCGCAGCUUUGCCUGGCUGCGUGAAGGUAUUACCAUGUUCCAAGCCCUGGAUUUUGGGCAGAGCUUUCCAGGCGGCCCAAAUAAUGCAGCGAGAUGGCAAAGGAUUUACUGGGAACUGUUUCUACAUGAAAGACAUGUGGCUCUUCUUCCAUCUUUUGGGAGUGUUUUACCGGCUCCAAGCUGGGGCCCUCCAGUUAGUGAUACGACUAUACCGGGCCACGUCGACAUCGGAUUUCGUCGCCUGGUUAAUCUCUUUGCCAUUCUAGACGAUAAAUUUCUUGCUCACUGGCGCUCGCAACAUAACCACUCGAUCAAACAGUCCACCGAGUCGCCGCUGACAACCCAGUGGAUAGAACACAAGCACAAGGAGCUGGACGAAGAUGCAGCUGGUACAGCCGAGGAGGAAAGGUUAUCAAAGGACAGAGGGGGCAGUGGUCUUACAGAACUUCAACAUAUCGACCUCGUGAUUACCAGGUUGUGGCUACGCACUAUGCUCUGGCAGCUUGCAUUGUCCCAAGGCCUUCUUGCUUCCACGACUUCCUCCACAAAUCACGAGGGACUUUCAUUUCAGUUCCCAAUCAAUAGCCUUUAUGCGGAGUUCCGAUCAGUAUUUAGUCGACUCCAAGACGUCACCAGCGUGGGCUUCCACGGGAUGGGCAUGCUUGAGAAGCUCUUCGAGAUAACCAGCACCAUCGCUGAUGUCAUGGUAGUGACCAGCCAAUCUGGGCAGAUUGAAGACGAAGAUAUUUCGAGAGCAGAAUAUUUGCUGUUCCUCUUCAAAUUUCUCGCGGGUUUCGAUGCGGUUGCUUCAAAACAGAGAAAUUACCUGCUUGAGAAGCUGCAAGCUAUGAAAGGCAUGUACACCAUGAUAGAUUUUGACGACGUCGUUUCUAAUAACAGCGACGGCGCCAGUGGCAUUGAUGCCAGUCCCCGGUCCCAUCACUCUCCGCCCUGGGUGGAAUGA
Molecule: messenger RNA, 1605 nt
Organism: Clonostachys solani
Lineage: Eukaryota; Fungi; Ascomycota; Sordariomycetes; Hypocreales; Bionectriaceae
Source: the annotation of a GenBank genome assembly